GCGAGGAUUAAACAAGGUAGUAAUCCAUGGGGGACAAACUGGUGUGUCUGAGCUGCAUGUCUACCUCUGAAUGAGAGGCAAGGAGCUACGCUGCAGUGUUGUGGACCAUGUAAUGUGGCAGAGGGUUUGCAAUGGAGGGGACAAUGAUGACGGCUGGACAGGAGAAGCCACAGAAGCGGGUGAGGUUCCGCGUGGCUUCGGGGAACAGCGGCCGCGUGCUGAAGGAGAUGUUCAAGGAUGAGGGGCCUUCAGACUCCCUGGAUUCAGACUGCACCAGCAGCUCUGAUGCAGAACGGGCCAGCACCCCUUCUACGAGUGGAGACGGACACCUGUAUGGAUUCCUGGGCUCCGAGCUGGACGACAGCGAGUGUGAGCCUGAUGACCUGCUCAUGUACGCAGGGGCCACCAAGGACUGGAUGUUCACCACUAAGAGGGUCAACAUCCUCAGUAAAAACGGGACAGUGAGAGGGGUCAAACACAAAGUCAGCGCAGGUCAGACGCUGUUUGAAAACCUUCCCAAUUCCAGCAGUAUGGAGUUCUCUCUUGAAUUUGGGCGGAUAGUGAUCUACACUACAAGCUUCCGUGUGGUGAGGACGACCUUUGAGCGCUGCGAGCUGGUCCGGAAGAUCUUCCAGAACCACAGGGUGAAGUUUGUGGAGAAGAACAUCGCUCUGGACAGCGAGUAUGGGAAGGAGCUGGAGGAGCGCUGCAAACGUGUGGGAGAACCUCCAUCAUUACCCGUUGUGUUCAUUGACGGACACUACCUUGGGGGUGCUGAGAAAAUUCUAGGCAUGAAUGAAUCAGGAGAGCUUCAAGAUCUUCUGACAAAAAUCGAGAGGGUGCAGCAGCCCCAGACGUGCCAGACCUGCGGGGGCUUCGCCUUCAUCCCGUGUCCAAUGUGCCAUGGCAGCAAGAUGUCCGUGUUUCGCAACUGCUUCACGGAUUCCUUCAAAGCCCUCAAGUGCACUUCCUGCAACGAGAACGGCCUGCAGCCCUGCGUGAGCUGCAGCCACUGAGGAUGUUAAGUGCCUGACCCAACAUCCUUAACUUCCCUCUGUGGGACUUCACGCGGGACUUUCAACUGGACUGUAACACAGGCGGUGACAUGAGACA
Epinephelus fuscoguttatus (brown-marbled grouper) is the source of this 1113-nucleotide messenger RNA. It is a transcript of the gene grxcr1a, whose product is annotated as glutaredoxin and cysteine rich domain containing 1 a. Gene Ontology annotation, biological process: sensory perception of sound. NCBI's taxonomy places the organism in Eukaryota, Metazoa, Chordata, Actinopteri, Perciformes, Serranidae. The record is from RefSeq and is a predicted model, not a curated record. The coding region runs from base 132 to 1016 and encodes 294 amino acids. The transcript is spliced from 4 exons.